This is a messenger RNA of Gastrolobium bilobum, 1081 nucleotides long. RefSeq names its product cold shock domain-containing protein 3-like. Lineage: Eukaryota; Viridiplantae; Streptophyta; Magnoliopsida; Fabales; Fabaceae. The transcript has a single exon. The coding region runs from base 40 to 807 and encodes 255 amino acids. The record is from RefSeq and is a predicted model, not a curated record. Gene Ontology annotation, molecular function: zinc ion binding; nucleic acid binding.
UACUGUAGCUGUUUAGGGUUUGUUUGCUCUCAAAUCGGAAUGGCGGAAGAGAGAUUCACCGGCGUUGUGCAGUGGUUCAACAAUCCCAAGGGCUUUGGUUUUAUCAAACCCGAUGAUGGAGGAGAAGAUCUCUUCGUUCACCAAUCUUCCAUCAGAUCCGAAGGCUACCGAACCCUUCUAGAAGGAGAUCGUGUCGAAUUCGCCAUUGCUACUGGCGACAACGACAAGACCAAAGCCAUCGACGUCACCGGUCCCGACGGCGCUCCUCUCCAGUCCAGGAAGGACAACUACGGCGGCGCCGGAGGUCGCGGCGGUGGAUACGGAUUUGGCGGUGGAUGGAGGGGCGGCGAUAGGCGCAAUGGCGGUGGCGGAGCUGGUGGUGGCGGCUGUUAUCAUUGUGGUGAUUUUGGGCACUUGGCUAGGGAUUGCAACCGGAGUAACAAUUCCGGAGGUGGUGCAUGUUACAAUUGUGGCGAAUUUGGGCACCUUGCGAGGGAUUGCAUGCGGGGAAGCAAUAGCGGCGGUGGCGGUGGUUCCGGCGGUGGCAGCGGAUCUUGCUAUAGGUGUGGUGGGUUUGGGCACAUGGCGAGGGAUUGCGCCACUGCUAGGGGUGGCAAUGGCGGUGGCGGUGGCGGUUGCUUUCGAUGUGGGGAAGUUGGUCACCUGGCCAGGGAUUGCAGCAUGGAAGAAGGUGGAAGGUAUGACGGUGGUAACAAUGGUGGCGGUGGCGGUGGUGGAAAAAACACAUGCUUUAAUUGUGGGAAGCCUGGGCAUUUUGCGAGGGAGUGCGUUGAAGCCUCUGGGUGAAGUGAAGUUUGGAGAGGAGAAAUUACAUUAUGCAAAAAAGGAAAAAAUGGUAGAAUAGUACAUAAUCUCUUUUUUUUGUUUGCACCUUUUAAUAGUUUAUUGACUUUUUAGUCUCUCUUAUUCUUCUAAUUUCGGGGAAGUUAUACACAGAAUAUUAUGGCAAAAAUUGUGGUUUUGGUUUUUGUCUCUGUUACUGGUUCAUCACAGGCAAUUUUGCCUUCCUUUGUGGUUUAUUUCGUAGUUGAUACUGCCUGCUAGAUCUUGUUUCUGAUUA